ACAGGAUCAAUCCACAGGACAUCCCCCCCAGCGCCAUGCAGGCAAUCAGCCAACUCGACAUCCUCCUUAAGGAUGGCACUGAAGUCGAGUUUUCUGAAAGGGGAGAUGCGCUUUCCUCCGUGCUCAAAUCGCUAUGCCGUUCGUAUCGACUUGAGAGAAGGAUGAGCACAGGCUCCGGUGUCAGUCUGGAUUUGAAGGUCGGUUCAAGGACACAUUCAGGCCUCGUCUCUAUCCAAGCCUUGUGGGAGGCGACAAAGCGCGACACCAGUCCACGAGACGAGAUCUUCGCAAGGAGAAUCCUGAGCCCAGUGAAAGAGAGAGUCAUAGUCGCAUAUGUCGAUCGGCGUGCUGUCCGAACAAGGCGUGAGGAACGCCGAAGACAAGAGAGAUCCUGGAAUCGCGGACCAUUCCCGGCUGUGGACGAGAACCGAGAUCCAUACAUUGUAGCCACUAUGAUCGCAUCGGCGCAGCAAACGGAAAGGGGCAGCGGUAGCUCCGUAGUGGUCAUAGACGUUGCUACAGAGGAUCCUCAAGUGGUAGCUGGCACUUUCGGAGGUCGUCGUGGAGGAGAACAAUCCUCUCCACGCUUUCUAGUUCAUUCCGCAUACAUUCCCGCGAGAUACUUUCAACUCUUCGAAAUCCCGUACAAGGCUCCAGAAAGGCUGCCGAUAGUCCAGGUACGAAGUCAAUCUGUACAGAUAUGGCCUUACCGCGAACGGGAAGGUCGGCUUCAAAACAUUCUCGACCAGUCUCUGGCCAGUGCAGCCCGGGAACGGGACAAGGUAUACGAAAGCCCUACACCGUGCCCUAGCGAAGACUGACAGCUGCAUGUUCCGUAGGAGGAGUUCAUACGAUGUCUUGUCCUAUCAGCCCAAGAUGGCCUCUCGCUGCUUCUCGCUAUGGCCAUCGAUUAUGCUAGAUACAACCCAGUUACGGCAGACGAACACGGUAGCCAAGAUGAAGAGAGCGACAUUAUCGGCCCCAUAAGGCGCAAGUACGAUUCGAACACUGUCGCAGAUUGGGCCUUUGAAGCCUAUCGGGCACUGUCAUCUGCAAAGGAUGGUGCGACACAUGUGGCC
This is a messenger RNA of Microdochium trichocladiopsis, 1079 nucleotides long. RefSeq lists its product as uncharacterized. The coding region runs from base 36 to 821 and encodes 261 amino acids. The transcript has 4 exons. The record is from RefSeq and is a predicted model, not a curated record. Lineage: Eukaryota; Fungi; Ascomycota; Sordariomycetes; Xylariales; Microdochiaceae.